CCGGUCUGUUAGCAGUUAGCAACAACUUCCUAGGUCAAGCUGUACAUGCGAGAAGUGGCAACAGCAAGAAGUGUGGAAAUUUACUUGUCAUACGUUUGCGAGUUUUCAAACACUAUUCAUUUAUCAGUAAUCAUUCAAUAGGGAGUUGUGAUACACGUAAAAUGGUGCUUUACUUUACAAGUAACGUGGUGAAUCCUCCCUAUACGAUCUACAUGGGAAAGGACAAGUAUGAAAAUGAGGACCUAAUCAAACACGGAUGGCCUGAAGAUAUUUGGUUUCAUGUGGACAAACUAUCUUCAGCUCAUGUGUACUUGAGAUUGCCAAAGGCUCAGACCAUAGAUGAUAUCCCCCCAGAGGUGCUGAUAGACUGUGCACAGUUGGUGAAAAACAACAGCAUUCAGGGAUGCAAAAUGAACAACAUCAACGUGGUUUACACGCCGUGGGCCAACCUGAAAAAAACUGGAGACAUGGAUGUAGGACAGAUUGGAUUCCAUCGACAGAAAGAGGUGAAGAUUGUGGCGGUGGAGAAAAAGAUCAAUGAGAUCGUAAACCGCCUGGAAAAAACAAAAGUAGAGCGCUUCCCUGACUUGGCAGUGGAGAAAGAGGCGCGAGACAGAGAAGAGAGGAACGAGAAGAAAGCUCAGCUGCAAGAACAGAAGAAGCGAGAAAAGGAGGAGCAGAGGAAGAAAAAGGAGAGAGAAGAACUUAAGAGCUAUUCAUCGCUGAUGAAGAGUGAAAACAUGAUGACUAAUGAGACUGGCUACGAUUCAGACGACUUCAUGUAAGAAGUGUAGCUCAACCAUCAAGCACAGCUGCACUACUCAGACCUGGCAACUGGAUGCAGCUCUGCACUGAUAUUGGAGAAAGGACAAAGAUGAACAGAUAUCUUUUGCUUUUGGACAUUGAAGAGGAAGGGAGUUAGUGAUGGAGCAUCACUGGGAUGCAUUCCACAUGCAGACUGGUUCAGACGCUGCAUUCAAACGACACGAGGAAGAAGGCGACACAGGACACCAGGAAUAAAAAGUAGAGAGGGUUUAACCUGAUGGUGGAAGCUGUGUGUCUGUGUGGGACUUUAAUAACCUUACACAUCUGGAGAAACAAAGCCUGUUGCUUCUUGUCUUUUAAUGUUCAAUAGUUGAAUAUCAGAUUGUACUUAACACAAUUCAAUAAUUAUAAUUAUAAUGUAAUAAUUAAAUUUAAUAAUUUGUAAUUGGCACCAAAAGCACUUAGGUUAACAAGCCAUAAAACCCCACUACAGAGAACCAUGAACCACUUGCUGUCAUCAUCACCCUGGAAGGUUGUGCUUUAUCUUGCAUGCACACAUGCUGCAUCUCAGUUUUAUCACUUGCCGUCUGUUCCCACAGCUCAGCAUGUCGAGAUAAACGAGAAUGAAAACUGCAUUGUUGUUUUUGGUGUCAUCGUUUGUUGAUGUGUAUAUAUCAACACAAUGUUCAGGCCAAAAAUGCUAAUGCUGUCAAUUUUUCUCUCUUACAAAUGGUGUCAAUGAGCAAUAGUUUCACUGAACAGGUGUCCGCCUGUUCUACACAGACAAACCCUUUCAGAGAAGUUGUAAGAGCCUGUUCUACAAGGUGCUUUGCAUGUUAAACCACUCAAUAAAGUGUAUUUCUAUUUA
Messenger RNA from Betta splendens (Siamese fighting fish), 1633 nucleotides. RefSeq names its product coiled-coil domain containing 25 (gene ccdc25). Lineage: Eukaryota; Metazoa; Chordata; Actinopteri; Anabantiformes; Osphronemidae. The record is from RefSeq and is a predicted model, not a curated record. Bases 162 to 785 code for a protein of 207 amino acids. The transcript is spliced from 9 exons.